GCCCCUGCCCCAAGCCCAAACCCGACAGCCGCCCAACUCUGCGCACCCAGCAAGCCAGCACCUUCUCCGCACUAGGGAAGCUACCCACCUACACCUGAAGCCAAGAUGUCCAGCAAACGGGCCAAGGCCAAGACCACCAAAAAGAGGCCACAGCGGGCCACAUCCAAUGUCUUUGCGAUGUUUGACCAGUCCCAGAUCCAGGAGUUUAAGGAGGCCUUCAACAUGAUUGACCAGAACCGUGAUGGCUUCAUUGACAAGGAGGACCUGCAUGACAUGCUGGCCUCACUGGGGAAGAACCCCACGGAUGAAUACUUGGAAGGCAUGAUGAGUGAGGCCCCAGGGCCCAUCAACUUCACCAUGUUCCUUACCAUGUUUGGGGAGAAGCUGAAUGGCACAGACCCCGAGGACGUCAUCCGCAACGCCUUUGCCUGCUUUGACGAGGAGGCCUCAGGUUUUAUCCACGAGGACCAUCUACGGGAGCUGCUCACCACCAUGGGUGACCGCUUCACAGAUGAGGAAGUGGACGAGAUGUACCGUGAGGCACCCAUUGAUAAGAAAGGCAACUUCAACUACGUGGAGUUCACCCGCAUCCUCAAACAUGGCGCCAAGGACAAAGACGACUAGGCACCCCAGGCCUCCCAACACCCAGGCCCCCAUCCCAGUCACCCCCUCUCCCCCACACGUCUGUACCAGCUCCAUGCCCACGACCCUACAAGACCCUUCAAGGAGUUAGGGUCCCAGCUCCCAGUGGAGGCAACAGAGCAAGAGAAGUGCAGUGCCGGCCCAGGGCUGGUGUUCCCACCAUGACCCCAGAGACCUGAGAGGGAGUCUUUGACCCCCUCCAAGGAGAUACCAUCUUCUGGGGAGAUGGGCCAGAAGCACCAAGAAAAGGCUCCUCAACAGAGUGCAGGCCUCAGUGUAGCCUGCCCAUUCCUAGGCUGCCACCCAGCAGGAAGGGGCCCUGUGUGCCCCCCAAGAGGAAGAGGCUCUGUGUCCUUGUAUUGGACACCAUUUUGUGUGCACCUACACACAAACAUAAGCUCACCAAAGUCCCCCCUCAGAGGACAGGACACCAGACCCCUCCCCUGCACCAUGUCCAGCCACCAGAGCAUGCCCACUCACCACGGGACUGUGUUCCAGACGACGCAUGUAAAGUGGAUGUUUAUCCCAGGGGAGGCAGAAUCUCUAAUAGAAAGCUGAGCACUG
Messenger RNA from Otolemur garnettii (small-eared galago), 1206 nucleotides. It is a transcript of the gene MYL9, whose product is annotated as myosin light chain 9. NCBI's taxonomy places the organism in Eukaryota, Metazoa, Chordata, Mammalia, Primates, Galagidae. The record is from RefSeq and is a predicted model, not a curated record. The coding region runs from base 106 to 624 and encodes 172 amino acids. Gene Ontology annotation, molecular function: calcium ion binding. Gene Ontology annotation, biological process: platelet aggregation; myofibril assembly. The transcript is spliced from 4 exons. Gene Ontology annotation, cellular component: stress fiber; myofibril; cytoplasm.